AUGAGGCGUGCGGUAGCGGGGCUGAUUAUUGCUUUCGUAAUCAUGCAUGUGCUCUUUUUCGUACUCAAAUAUUACGUCACCGGUGUCCCGUAUGCACUGGCUGCUCGCGUGCACAUCCUUGCGAUGCAGCAGUUUAUCAUGAUUUGUGGAACAGCGUUCAUCUGGUGCCAACUGUCGCCGGCCAUCGAUUUUUUUUUGACCGGUUCGUUGCAACCGGAGCGUACACGAGCAAUUUGCGCACAGGAUGUCGCUAGGGCACUUUUAAUUCUUAUGCUGGUUUUCACGCAUCUUUGCUCGCUCUUUUACUAUAUUUGGGUUGGCGCGGAGCCGAAUGUGUUAGCUGUGAUUUCGCUCACAUCCGUGGCCAUCUAUAUUCAUGUGAUCUUCUUCCUGCUUCUUUUUCUAUUGAUCCAGGCAAUCUGUCACAUAGCACUUCGCAUUGAUGAUUCCCGUUUCGACUUUGUCAGGCCGUUGAUCAUGAACGAGCUUUUGCACCGUAUUUUCGCUGUUGCACUGGCAAUUGCAUUCGUGGUCGCUGGACUUUGGGUCACUUCAUUACCACCGGUCAUCUAUCGUGUCACCGUUCCAAUCAAAAAUUUGCCACAGGCCCAGGAAGGUUUCCGAAUAGCUCUCUUAUCAGAUCUCCAUAUCGGGCCAACUGUUGGCCGGGCAAAAGUCGAGAGAACAGUAGCCAUUACAAAUGCACUGAAGCCAGAUUUGAUAGCUAUUGCCGGUGAUCUUGCGGAUGGCUUUGUUCAACAUUUGUACGGAGCAGCCCUUCCUCUGCGAAACCUGUCAUCUAAACACGGGACAUAUUUUGCUACGGGUAUCGUUCGAGGACAUGCAAUGGACUACAAAAAAGCGCUUCGAGGUUGCCGCAGAAAUGACACAAUCAUUAUAUUAAUGCAUCAGCCAAAUGCAGCCCGUAUGCUCCUGAAUGAUGUUGAAACUGCUGAGGACGUUGAUCUCAUUCUUUCAGGUCAGUGA
Molecule: messenger RNA, 987 nt
Organism: Gongylonema pulchrum
Lineage: Eukaryota; Metazoa; Nematoda; Chromadorea; Rhabditida; Gongylonematidae
Source: the annotation of a GenBank genome assembly